GUACCAAUACAAUCAUAUACCAAAAAUUAAUUCUUUUAUUAAAAUAUCAAAAAUUAAGGCCUAUAUAUAAGUCGAGGCAACCAAGCUAACAACUCAUUGCAAACUGAAACCAAAACAAAUAUCUAUACAAACACAUAACACAUAUUGAGAGACAGAGAUAAAAGAAUAACCCAUUACGUACUAAUCUUCUUUAUCUGUUAAUUUCUUGAAAAAAAAAACGAAGACACAAGUCAAAGAUCAAAUCAACAAGAUGGGAGUUGGAGGAACGUUGGAGUAUAUAUCAGAGCUAAUAGGGAAUGGAGGAAGCCAUAGUUAUGGAAAGAGGAAGAAGAAGAAGCUGUUUCAAACAGUAGAGCUCAAAGUUAGAAUGGAUUGUGAUGGUUGUGUCCUCAAAAUCAAAAACUCUCUUUCUUCUCUAAAAGGAGUGAAAACAGUGGAGGUAAACAAGAAGCAACAGAAGGUGACAGUGAGUGGCUAUGCGGAUGCGAGCAAGGUGCUGAAGAAGGCUAAAGCGACGGGGAAGAAAGCCGAGAUAUGGCCGUACGUACCGUACAACUUGGUGGCUCAGCCGUACAUAGCUCAGGCUUAUGAUAAGAAAGCACCGCCUGGUUACGUCAGAAAAGUGGACCCAAACGUCACCACCGGGACAAUGGCCGUUUACUACGAUGACCCUUCUUAUACUUCUUUGUUUAGUGAUGAUAAUCCUAACGCUUGCUCUAUUAUGUAGUUUGCUUAAUUAGAUAGUUAAUAAAAGGGAUGUAUAUCCUAUGCGGAUAAUAUAUGUAUAAACAUGGGUUAUAAAUUUUGGUGUUUGUUGUCUUUUUA
Molecule: messenger RNA, 825 nt
Organism: Arabidopsis lyrata subsp. lyrata
Lineage: Eukaryota; Viridiplantae; Streptophyta; Magnoliopsida; Brassicales; Brassicaceae
Product: heavy metal-associated isoprenylated plant protein 23
Exons: 2
Coding region: 251-727 (158 amino acids)
Molecular function (GO): metal ion binding
Source: RefSeq, a predicted model, not a curated record